Messenger RNA from Teleopsis dalmanni, 1515 nucleotides. RefSeq names its product 2-oxoisovalerate dehydrogenase subunit alpha, mitochondrial (gene BckdhA). The coding region runs from base 105 to 1439 and encodes 444 amino acids. Gene Ontology annotation, biological process: branched-chain amino acid catabolic process. NCBI's taxonomy places the organism in Eukaryota, Metazoa, Arthropoda, Insecta, Diptera, Diopsidae. The transcript has 7 exons. The record is from RefSeq and is a predicted model, not a curated record. Gene Ontology annotation, molecular function: oxidoreductase activity, acting on the aldehyde or oxo group of donors, disulfide as acceptor.
AUAUUUUACGUGGUUGGGUAGCACGACUUGCAUAGACGGCAAAGUUAAUUAAACCAAUUUAAAAAAUAAAUCCACUCAAUUUAAUUACAAUUUAAGUACACAAGAUGUCUUAUAUUCGCCACACAAGAAAGCUUUUAAAAUACAUUUCACGUUUUAAUAAUUCGGAAAUCUCAUCACGAAGCAGUGUUGUGCUACCCUGUACGAGUUUGAGUCCACAACCGUACAGCACAGCUGUACCUGCUGAUCAUCCAUCCAUGUUUCCAGGUGCGAAAGCACCAUUUGUCUCACAACCAACACUUACCAAGCCUAGUGAUUAUGCGCCAAUACCAAUAUAUCGCGUUAUGGAUCGUGAUGGAUGUAUUAUUGACUCAGCACAGGAUCCGCAAUUAGAUAAAGCAACUGUUCAAAAAAUGUUUAACGAUAUGGUGUUAUUAAAUACAAUGGAUAAAAUUUUAUACGAAUCGCAACGUCAAGGACGUAUAUCUUUUUACAUGACUAAUUUUGGUGAAGAAGCAUCUCAUAUUGGAGGUGCAGCUGCUUUAGAAAUGCGCGAUCUCAUAUAUGGACAGUAUAGAGAAGCUGGAGUAUUGGUUUGGCGUGGCUUUCAAAUUAAUCAAUUUAUUGAUCAGUGUUAUGGAAAUGUUGAUGAUGUGGGCAGAGGAAAACAAAUGCCUGUACAUUAUGGCUCGAAGGAAUUAAAUUUCGUCACGAUAUCAAGUCCACUUUCCACGCAAAUGCCUCAAGCUGUUGGUGCUGCUUAUGCCAUGAAACGUCAUGAAAACAACGAUUCAUGUGUUGUUUGUUAUUUUGGUGAAGGAGCUGCAUCCGAAGGAGAUGCACACGCAGCGUUUAAUUUUGCUGCAACAUUGGAGUGUCCUAUUAUAUUCUUCUGUCGUAACAAUGGAUUUGCUAUUUCCACACCUUCACAUGAACAAUAUAAAGGAGAUGGUAUAGCUGCACGUGGUCCUGCCUAUGGAAUUGCAACAAUACGUGUUGAUGGCACAGACGUUUUUGCUGUAUAUAAUGCUAUGAAAAUGGCCCGUAAUUAUGUUUUACGUGAAAAUCAACCAAUAAUAUUUGAAGCAAUGGCUUACCGCGUUGGACAUCAUUCCACUUCAGAUGAUAGCACGGCAUAUCGUUCAGCUGAAGAAAUCGAAAUAUGGAACUCUGUUGAACAUCCGAUUUCAAAAUUGAAACAAUAUAUGGUACGAAAAGGUUGGUUUAACGAAGAUGAAGAAAAACAAUUCGUUAAAGAUGUACGUAAACAAGUUCUUAAGCAAAUUUCUUUAUCGGAAAAGAAGUUGAAACCCAGUUACAAAGAGAUGUUUGAGGGAGUAUAUGCAGAAAUGCCACAACAUUUAAAAGAACAAAUGCAGGAACUGGACAACCAUGUUCAAGCUCAUAAAGACUAUUAUCCUGUUAAAAAUUUUAAAGCUUAAUGGUAUAAAGUGGAAAAAAUUACCUGAUAUUUUGAAGCUCAUGUAAAAAAUAUGAAAAAUUCUAGACUUAACUAAA